ACUUUAAGUAAUAGCUUUUGCACCCUACCGGACAAUUCCACGUUUGCAUCCAACACGAAAAUGUCAAGGCACCUUCGCUUCGUUGCGCGUACAGUGAUGGUACAAGAGGGAAACGUUGAUGCAGCUUACAAGGCCUUAAACAGGGUGCUGUCUGUCGACGGUGUUCUUGAUACGGUGAAACGGAAACGCUACUACGAGAAGCCCUGUCGACAAAGGCAGCGAGAGAACUACGAAAACUGCAAGCGGAUCUAUCACUCGGAAAUGGCCAGGAAGAUCUCGUUCAUUUCGCGAAUUCACAGAGAGGACCCCUGGUUGGGCUACUAGGGAUGUGUGCCGGAGAAGAGGAUGAUGACACAAGGGCAAAGAAAGACAGUGAACUUGAGAGCCUACUGAAAGACAUCAGGUCGAGAAAUAAAAAAAGUACUGCAAAGGAAAUGUUCCUUGAUCCAACGUCAUUUUCCUUCUACAGAAAUGUUGUUGAUGUAAAAUGUUCACUUUCAGAAUUCCAUGCUAGCUGACGGUGCCACCAAAAUUGUCUGCUGAAGUCUGCAUCUAUCUUAUUCAGCAUGUAAUGUAUUGUAGCAAAGGGAUCGUAACAUAUGCAUCACAACAAACAUUUUAGCUUGAAUUGGAUUUAUUUCACUCGACCUAUAUUGUUGUAUUUUACCUUGAUUGUCAAUCUGACGUUUUCCAACCAAUUUGAUAAAUAAAGUUACGUUCAAGUUUA
Hypomesus transpacificus is the source of this 727-nucleotide messenger RNA. RefSeq names its product mitochondrial ribosomal protein S21 (gene mrps21). The record is from RefSeq and is a predicted model, not a curated record. Gene Ontology annotation, biological process: translation. The transcript is spliced from 2 exons. Gene Ontology annotation, molecular function: structural constituent of ribosome. Lineage: Eukaryota; Metazoa; Chordata; Actinopteri; Osmeriformes; Osmeridae. Gene Ontology annotation, cellular component: ribosome. The coding region runs from base 61 to 324 and encodes 87 amino acids.